Sander lucioperca (pikeperch) is the source of this 6551-nucleotide messenger RNA. RefSeq names its product UDP-N-acetyl-alpha-D-galactosamine:polypeptide N-acetylgalactosaminyltransferase 2 (gene galnt2). The record is from RefSeq and is a predicted model, not a curated record. Gene Ontology annotation, cellular component: Golgi apparatus. The transcript is spliced from 16 exons. Bases 447 to 2126 code for a protein of 559 amino acids. Lineage: Eukaryota; Metazoa; Chordata; Actinopteri; Perciformes; Percidae.
CAGUGACACCAUAGCAUGAUGAUCACAGAUGUUCUCUUUCAGCUCCCAGAGCUCUCUUACAUACAUGCCGGAGCCACAUAACUGAUUUUUUACAACAAUCAUUUCCUACAGGGACUGUCCCCACCCCCUCUAGGCUUCUCCGCUUUAGCACGAAACCGCACGGCACGGCUCGACUCUCUGCCAGCUGCCAGCCGGGGCCCUCCUCCAGGGCUGCCUGAGCCGGCUUUUGAUUGGAUUAGAGUGGGCUAGCCUUUGCCCUCUAACCCCGCUGAUGUGGGCUGGCUGCUUCCUGCUCUCUCCGAUCCCCCUGACCGACUGACGGAGCCUGCCGAAGCCGCACGGCGAAGCGCCCUGCACGGACACAACCGACCUGGACGAGCCGCUACAGCCCGACCAGAGCAGAGCCACAAAACACACAGGCAGGCGGAGGAAAAAACGAGGCAGCCAUGCGGAGGAAAUCGAGGAUACUGAUAUGUUUUGCGGUGCUGUGGGUGCUGGGGAUAGCCUACUACUUCUACUCGGGGACAGCGUUGAGUCGAAAGGAUGACGUGGGCUCCAGUGACUUGUCCAGUAGGAGCAAAGCUCACAUGUCUGAGUACAAGACUCAUAGCCUGGAGACUCUGCCGCCAGGUAAGGUGCGCUGGCAGGAUUUUGACCAGGAUCUGUACGUUGGAGCCACGGUGGUCAGACCGGGUCAAGAUCCGUACGCCAGGAACAAAUUCAACCAGGUGGAGAGUGACAAGCUCCGUAUGGACAGAGCCGUGCCUGAUACGAGACAUGACCAUUGCAGACAUAAACAAUGGAAGUCAGACCUGCCGGCCUCCAGCGUCGUCAUCACUUUCCACAAUGAAGCUCGCUCUGCUCUGCUGCGGACUGUGGUCAGUGUCCUGAAGAAAAGUCCGUCUCACUUGGUCAAAGAGAUCAUUCUGGUUGACGACUACAGUGAUAACGCGGAGGACGGAGCGCUUCUGGGGAAGAUCGAAAAAGUGCGCGUGCUGAGAAAUGACCGCAGAGAAGGACUGAUGCGUUCGAGGGUCCGUGGUGCAGACGCCGCCACGGCACCGGUCCUUACAUUCUUGGACUCUCAUUGUGAAUGUAAUGACCACUGGCUAGAGCCGCUACUGGAGAGAGUGGCUGAGGACAAGAGCAGAGUAGUUUCUCCUAUCAUUGAUGUCAUCAACAUGGACAACUUUCAGUACGUAGGAGCCUCAGCUGAUCUGAAAGGAGGUUUUGACUGGAAUUUGGUGUUUAAAUGGGACUACAUGACUCUAGAGCAGAGACGAGGCAGACAAGGCAACCCCAUCGCCCCCAUAAAGACUCCAAUGAUAGCAGGAGGUCUAUUUGUCAUGGAUAAGGAAUACUUUGAGCUUCUGGGAAAGUAUGACAUGAUGAUGGAUGUAUGGGGAGGAGAAAACCUUGAGAUCUCGUUUCGGGUGUGGCAGUGUGGUGGCAGUCUGGAGAUCAUCCCAUGUAGCAGAGUUGGCCACGUCUUCAGAAAGCAACAUCCAUACACCUUCCCUGGGGGCAGCGGGACUGUGUUUGCAAGGAACACGAGGAGAGCAGCAGAGGUGUGGAUGGAUGAGUACAAAAACUUCUACUAUGCUGCUGUCCCCUCAGCGAGAAAUGUCCCCUAUGGAAAUAUCCAGAGUCGUUUGGAGAUGAAGAAGAGAUUAGGUUGCAAGCCAUUCAAAUGGUACCUGGAGAAUGUCUACCCUGAACUGCGAGUCCCAGACCACCAGGACAUAGCGUUUGGAGCCUUGCAGCAGGGAGGAAACUGUCUGGACACCCUGGGUCAUUUUGCUGACGGGGUGGUGGGGGUCUAUGAAUGCCACAACGCUGGGGGAAACCAGGAGUGGGCCCUGACUAAGGAUAAGUCAGUCAAACACAUGGACUUGUGUCUGACUGUGGUGGACAGAACGGCCGCCUCCCUCAUCAAACUACAAGGGUGUCGAGAGAACGACAGCAGACAGAAAUGGGAGCAGAUUGAGUCCAACUCCAAGCUUCGUCACGUGGGCAGUAACCUCUGUCUGGACAGCCACAGUGCCAGGAUGGGCGGACUCACUGUGGAGGUCUGCAGCCUGACCCUCAGCCAACAGUGGAAGUUCACCCUCAAUUUACAAUCAUAGGGGGCGCUACAGGCCCUGGGAAGAGCUGGAUAACGGAUAGGGACAACAACAGACUCUGAAACACAGACAAAGAGAUGGAAAUAGACUCGAGGAGAAAGACAAACUUGAUGGAUAAAUGGAUCCCUCUUGCUUCUCCUCCACGUCUAUACACCUCUCCCCCACACUUACCCCUCCCAAAAUAACAAAGAGCCACACCCACUGGGGGAGGGGCUUGCAGACCAUAAUGGAGUAAACCCGUAAACUGACUGAAUCUGGUGGAUGGAUGGUGACAGUGAUGAUCAUGAUGAGGCUAAAAGCGUUCCAUCCAAACUACAUACCUCAGUGUUUUUUCAUUGAUGGUUCCAGAGGCAAAUAUUGUUCUUUUACUUUCUUUAAUGCUGGUGAGGUAGAACUUGUUUUACUUUGUAAUUAUUUUAUUUAGUUAUUAAUAUUUUUUUAUUUCUUGCUGUCAACUCUCCACGGAGGUUUUGCAGGAGCUUUUUUUCGUUCUUGAAAGAAUGGGACUUUGGUGUUGUUGCUCCUCUACGGUGCUCUCUCUUUGUUUCACCACACUGAGCUAGAGAACUUUAGGUUGUGGUUUCGGUGAGGUUUGGGUGUAGAGUGAAGUGAAGGGAGGAAAUGAACUCGAUUCCUUGAGCUUUUCCUCUCGCUUCCUCUCAUUUGUUCACAGGAUCAACGGAGAAAAGAGAGGCAAAGUGGACAGAAGAAUGCGGUCUGUUCUGCUUUGAUUUCUACACAGCUUUCCCUUCAGAUUGUGGUUUUUUUUUGGGUGGGGGGGUGUUCAGGGAGGAGCUUCUCUGCUUUGGAUGGGGCCUGACACCGGUUUGGUUCGGCCGGAGGUGCAGUUCCUGAAACCAGGAAGUGUCUUGAAGCCACCCCUCAGGAUUUACUGUUUGUCGUCAGGCUGUAGCACUGGCUGCCACAGCAUCUUCACUUCUACACCAUUAUGUCUCUAAAGAAAUCUCUUAACAGUCUUUUUUUUGUUUACUUUUGUCAAAAAAAAUGGAACCAAAUUUCGAAUGGAUGUUUUUGUGUUUUUGAGCGAUUGAAAAAGGUUUUCUUUACAUACUCUCGCUGCUCUCUAACUGCUCCCUGUGGAGCGGCUCAGUUUAUAUAUCUUCUUUUCCUGCACAGAUCAUUUUCUUUGCCGAUGUCUAAUAUUGCCAUUGUAGGAAGGUUACUGUCUAAUAAUCACAUCCAAACUGGAUUUAAUAUUGCAGCUUUUUCUCUAGAGAUAACAGGUGUUGGCUGCAAAAGCAUACCAGGGACAUUUAUAUUACCACCACCCCGAGAUGCCCACACAUGGUAUGACUGAGAUGUUUGUUUCUGUACUUUCAACACACACACCUGCCUGCUCUUGCACAGCAAUAGAAGGAAACGGCAGCGCUCAUAUGUGGCUAACAUUCCAGAUCUGACAUCAGAGGUAAAAGUAAAACCUUGCUUAUUCCAGUCUGGGAACAGAUGUCAUGCAAAAGAAAAUUCAACUGUAUGAAAUGUGCAUGUGCACAUGUGUUUUGAAAAGCUCCUUCUAGCUGCAUGUAUCACCAACCAGCUCCCACAGGGUUGCCCAGCUUUUUUCUUCAUUGUGCCUGUUAGAUCAGCCAUCUGUUCAAUAGGUUGAAACUGCAAUAAACAAGGUUUUACUGUUUGUCCUCACUUGGCUUCUGCAAGACGUGAACAUAUUUUACUGAUUGCACAAGUUUUUGAUGAUAAAAAUUACUGACGAUCUUGUUUAUUUUGGCAAACUACUUUAUUCUGUGGAACAAGGUGUUGGUGUCACCAAACAGCAUUGUGCCACUUAUUAGUCACUGAUACUAUUUACAGUACAUUUAUCUGUUUGCUACUUCAUUACCUGAUGCCUGUUGUUCAUCUUUGCAACACUAGUCACUCCUGGGCUUCAACAUGGGUUCAUCUUAACUGCUAUGAUCCUCUGUACUGUUAGUCACUGAUGAGUAAUGAUGGUACAGUUUGGGGAAAUUGAAUUUGGAGCGACUCAUUACUUGGCAGCUUCAAGGCAAUUACAUUAACACAAAACAUCUUUGAACAGAAAUGGCUUAAAAAUCACAUAUUUCCUAAUUUAUUCUAGAAAGAAGUUGCAGCCUCAAGUGUUCUUUAAUGUCAAAUCUUCUCUCUGUGUCUCAAUAUGUCUCUUCCUCUCUCAUUUUCACAUCUUUACUUUCACAUGUUGAUUUCUUAGUUUUACUGUGUUACCGAAGCGGACAAAGACAGCUGGUCAUGUGUGCUGCGUCGUCUGAUACUUUUCCAUCCUUUGUUCCAUGUCUUUUGUUUGUUUUAUGCCAUUUUUCCUUGUACCUGAUGUUUGUCUUAUCUAAUACACUCACACGACUGUAAGCAGAGUGAGUGGAGUUGAAAAGGUCAGCUGACACUGCAGCUGGUUGGAAAGCUUAUCCUAUGACUUGAUAGGUCACUGCAUUGUGCUGUGAGGCUCGGCAGACCCGAGGGUGAGCCUAGUUCUCAUGGUGACCAGACUCAAAAGGCCCAAUUCUAAUUUUAAGGUUUUAGGUAGACUAAUCUACUAAACUAAUUAGUUUUUUUGCCAUUCUGUUUGAAAAUUUGCACAACAUAUGUAACAUUUUCAGUUUUGAGUUAAUUUCUUAAGAAUGUUGCAAAUCCAUAAUUGGAAUACUGAAGAGCUUAUUGGAAUUUAAGUUGUACAUUGUGCAUCCAAACCAUAGACUGUAAAGAUCCAAACAGUAUCUGCAGUCACACACGUGGUAUUGUAGAUCAAACAGCCUAAACUUCAUAAUUCAUAGGCUGGGUGCAGGUUCUAUCAUUGUUACUGAAUUAUUCCUUUAUAUCUCCUUCAUAUCAAACAUCCUUAAGAAGAUCAUUUGUCAUCAAAUUUAGAUGCUUAUAUGUUGCUUACCGUUUAGUUAGAUAAAAACCUGGUGGUCUUCAUUUUCAAAGUAUCUGGCCCUUGACUUUGUCAGUAAGGACAACGUGAUGUUUUUAGUGGUGUAUAGCGCCCUCUAUUGUCACACUUCUUGUGGGUAACAAGUACAGAACCAGAACAAGAAAGAAAAAGGGACUCAAGAUAGUAAAUUUCUGAUGGCCAGGCAGUACAGGCUAAAUAGGCAUGAGAACCAAACGGCACACACCUGAGUGACCAUGGCAAUACUGUCUGCGACAACGGUUCAGAUAUGUUGUUUAAAGCCUUUUCCUUUUAAACCAGUCUUAUUCUUGUGAAGAUGAAAAGCUUGCUAUUUAAUUUUUUUAUUAUUUUUAUGUUUUACACAGAAGAAAUGACACGCCUCAUUUUGAUUGGAUGAUUAAAUGUUUACAUCUUUAGCACAAUGUGCCAACAUUUUCCUUCCCAUUAUCUCUGUAUGAAGAAGAAUGAGAAGGGGGAAAAGUCUUUGGAAAUGCAGAAUGAGUCGCAGAUAACUUGUUACACAUUUGUUGAUAGUAUAUGUUGUGUGUCUCAUUUUUCUUCCCAGUCUUGGUUAGACCUGCAGGACACGCCGGGGCUAGGACGUCUCUUAGCUGCUGAUCUGGUGUCAGUCUAUAAUGGAUACAGGGAACAAAAUUGGCACUUUUCUUAAAAGUCUUUAACUGUGUCUGCAAAAUGUCUGUUGAGGCAGAACCAAAUGUGUCUGUAUGUGUUAGCUUAAAGCACCAAUCAAAGAGAGGGAGAAUGUUGUCAAUCUUGCAGACAGGCAUCUUUAUUAGCAUUAAAAGGGACACCAGUCAGUGAACAAGAGCAUCUACCCCACUGAGUUAGUAGGACUUUAUUCAUUCUCACCAUGUUUUGAAGGGAAACAAUCAACAGCUUUAUUUGAUGGAGUUUAACAUGAGGAGUAAAGGUCAAGCUUUGUGUUCUCUCAGCUUCCCCCCCUAAACAGAGCAGAGUUAUGUCAUGAUUUGUCCAAACAGGAGGGAUGCCUUCCACCUUCAGCCCACCUCAAAUCCCUCGCCUCAAAUCCCCAUUUAGGAUUAACAGAAGAAAAGCUUCCUUUGAUAUGUGAAAAUCCCUGCUGAGACAUAUGCAGCUCAGGACUGCUUAAGCUCCUGAGUGACAGUAACAGCGAGUGUGAACAUGCACAUAAGACAAAAUACUGUAAAAGUAAAUCAACCAGUAAUGACCGAUAAAAGGUGAAACUAAUCAAUGAAGUGAUGGGGUGAUAAUGUGUUUUCUAAAAGGAUUGAGGCUUCAUUGAACGUCGGUGGUAGGUGAUAUGGCACGAGGGGUCACACAUGUAAAAGUGUAUAUUUUUGUAUAUACCGACAUCAGUGUGUGUACAGUAUGUACAUAUAUACACAGUGUACUCAGCCGCGGUUCCUAGGUUUGUUGUCAGACUGUACAGCGCUUCUAACUGUCCCCUGUUUUAUAGAUACUGCAGAAAUUCAACUUUGAAUGAAUGAGGAGAAAUGAUUAACUUAAAUAAAUGCAUUUAUAUAUAUAAA